AUGUCUUCCAUCAAGUCCAGCCAAGCAACUGCCACCCAUGACCUUCGCGUCCGCAAAAUCCUGUACACAGCUCGCCGCUGCGCCGCCAAGCUUGUCAAGAAGUUCCGGCCGUCGCCAUCCGCCAAGAGCGGCAACAAGAAGGUCGAGGCCAAGAUGUCUGCCCGCUGGCAUGACCACACCCCCGAGGAGUUUUACGGCCCAUUCUGUUGA
Molecule: messenger RNA, 210 nt
Organism: Pyricularia grisea
Lineage: Eukaryota; Fungi; Ascomycota; Sordariomycetes; Magnaporthales; Pyriculariaceae
Exons: 1
Coding region: 1-210 (69 amino acids)
Source: RefSeq, a predicted model, not a curated record